ACCGCACGGCAGUGCUCCACACUCCACGACACAGAGCAGGCUGAGCCAGCCUACAUACACUCCCCCUGCCUCCUUCGUUUUCAUCGUCAAGCUCUCGCCUUUACACCGCUCUCGAUCUUGUUCCGACCCCUCCGUCGCAAUCGGGGCUCACCCAUUUCGCGACUCCGAUGGCUAGCGGCGGCGGCGGCGGCGGCGGCGACGACGACCGGCAGCAGGUGGUGCUGAUCACCGGGUGCUCGCAGGGCGGCAUCGGCCACGCCAUGGCCCUGGCGUUCGCCGCCCGGGGCUGCCGCGUCGUCGCCACCGGCCGGUCCCUCUCCUCCAUGGCCGACCUCGACGGGGACUCGAGGUUCCAUCUCCAGGAGCUGGACGUGCUCUCCGAGGGGAGCGUGAAGCAGGUGGUCGGGGACGUGAUGGACAGGUUCGGAAGGAUCGAUGUACUGGUCAACAAUGCCGGAGUCCAGUGCGUGGGCCCUCUGGCGGAGAUCCCGAUUGCUACCCUCCAGAAGACGUACGAUACCAACGUCUAUGGAUCAUUGAGAAUGAUUCAAGCUGCUGUCCCUCACAUGGCAACUAGGAAGAAGGGAAAAGUUGCUAACAUGGGGAGUGUUGCUGCUUUGACAAAUGGACCAUGGGCAGGUUCUUAUAUUUCAUCAAAAGCUGCCCUCCAUUCAAUGACUGAUACUCUCAGGUUGGAGCUAAAACCGCUUGGAAUCGAUGUCAUUAACAUUGUCCCUGGUGCUAUCAAAUCGAACAUUGGAAAUUCUGCAGUUGCAAGCUACAACAAGAUGCCCGAGUGGAAGCUGUAUAAACCGUUUGAGGCAGUGAUACGUGACAGGGCUCACUUCUCUCAGGGAAUCAAAGCGACCCCUGCCGAAGAGUUUGCCACGGAGGCUGUGUCUGCAAUAUUAAGAAAGAAUCCACCUGCUUGGUUCUCCUACGGCCAGUAUUCGACCGUGAGCAGUAUUAUAUACCAUCUGCCAAUCUGCGUUCGGGAUUUCAUAAUGAGGAAGGCAAUGAAAUGUUAGGUAUGACCCAGCGUCAGCAGGUCUCCCUUUAUAUACUUUUGGCUUGUUCCCGCAAUUUACAGAACAUAAAAUUGUUCUCCCCAGAAAUAAGGACAAGGAAAAUGGAGAAGAAAAGGUUGUUGUGAAGAAUUGUGGGGAAACUGUUGACUUUCGUGACUCGUAAUUUAAUAGGUGGAUAAUGUGGACUGGAAGUCCUAAACCUUAUGCACAAAAUGCAAUCAAAAACUAAAUAUUCCAAUUGGUAUAA
This is a messenger RNA of Syzygium oleosum, 1275 nucleotides long. RefSeq names its product short-chain dehydrogenase RED1. NCBI's taxonomy places the organism in Eukaryota, Viridiplantae, Streptophyta, Magnoliopsida, Myrtales, Myrtaceae. Gene Ontology annotation, cellular component: endoplasmic reticulum. The record is from RefSeq and is a predicted model, not a curated record. The transcript is spliced from 3 exons. Bases 168 to 1028 code for a protein of 286 amino acids.